Molecule: messenger RNA, 669 nt
Organism: Colletotrichum lupini
Lineage: Eukaryota; Fungi; Ascomycota; Sordariomycetes; Glomerellales; Glomerellaceae
Exons: 6
Coding region: 1-669 (222 amino acids)
Source: RefSeq, a predicted model, not a curated record
AUGGAUGAAGAAAGGUUGAAUUUGACGCCUCGCAGGAUCGCCUGUCUCUACCGGAGACAAGAGACAGGACAAGACGGGAUAGGUCAGGCUUGGGCGGAAAAGUGGCAGCAGUGGAGGGUUGUUACAAGCAGCAGCAUCCAAUUCCUCGAGAGGGAAGGGGAACGGGAGGGGAGCGGAGGGGGUUACGGUGCCUUCCCGUUCCUCUCUUCGUCUUUUCUAAUGCAGCAGGAACCCCAGCAGCACCUUCCUGGACCCCCCAAUGCCCACCCCGAACCACCUUGCGUCGUCUUUCGAACGAGUCGAAAUCGAGAGGUUGGGGAGCUCAAGUCCCCACUUGCCAGGUUCGAGGCCGCCGUCCAAUCACAGAUCGAGUCCUGUCAAGGGAGCGGCCGGAUUUCAGGCCCUGGAUUGGGUGGGAGGGGCUGGAGAGGGGCCCCUACACCGAACAUUGACCUGCGCGAGUACGUACCCUCCUGCUCUGUUCGCUCUGCGCUCUCCCGUGCCCUCGCACCGGAAACACAUCUCAACGCCAUCCUCCUCCUCCUCUUCCUAAACCGUAUCUCCCUUUCUGACCUCUCCCCCUGUCCCCAAAGCACCCAUGCGCCCCCCAGCUCAACCCGCGUCGUUCGUGUUUUAGGAAACAAGCGUGUCUGCCCCUCGGACGUUUAA